Messenger RNA from Lactuca saligna, 2835 nucleotides. The record is from the annotation of a GenBank genome assembly. NCBI's taxonomy places the organism in Eukaryota, Viridiplantae, Streptophyta, Magnoliopsida, Asterales, Asteraceae.
AUGGCUCCAUACAUGAAUCACUUCAAGUUCUUGCAAACCAUCUUCUUUCUAUACGUGUUGGUGACAGUGAAGAAUGUGACUGGAUCAUCAUUAAGCCAUGAUGAAGAAUGCUCAGCCUUGUUUCAGUUUAAGCAGAGCAUAAUUCAUCAAGAUGAUGUUGCUUGUGGUGCUCAUGGAUCUCAAGUGUUUCAUUCUUGGAACAAUAGUUUUGAUUGUUGUUCAUGGGAAGGGGUGGCAUGCAACCAUGACCAUGGUCAUGUGAUCGGCCUUGACUUGAGCGAGAGGUCUCUUUGUGGGCAUAUCAACGCCAACAGCACCCUCUUCAACCUUGUUCAUCUUCAGAGACUCAACCUUUCUGGGAACGACUUUGGUGAAUCUGAAAUCCCUUCUGAGAUUGGUCGUCUAAAGCAAUUAAGAAGCCUCGAUCUCUCUUAUUCUGGAUUUAGUGGCCAAAUCCCAUCUGAAAUCUCGCAGUUGAUUCAGUUGUCUUCUUUAGAUCUGUCAAUGAAUUCACUAAGGCUUCACAAUCCUAGCCUCAAGAACCUUGUGCAAAACUUAACAGGGCUUGAACAGCUCCAUCUGUCGGGGGUUGAUAUCAGUUCUUCUGUACCUCAUUUCUUGGCCAACUUUUCUUCUUUGAGGUCAAUCAAGCUGAGAAACUGUUUCCUGCAGAAUGAAUUCCCUGGGGCCAUACUUGAGUUACCUAAGUUGCAACUUCUUGAUUUGGCAUACAAUACUGACCUCACAGGAUCCUUUCCCGAAUUUCGUAACAACAGCUUACUUGAAAAGGUGAUACUACCUCUCACAGGUUUCUUUGGGAUUAUACCAGAAUCCAUAAGCCACCUCAAGCAUUUGACAGUCUUGUCCCUUUAUAAUUGCUCUUUCUAUGGGCGCAUUCCACGUUCACUCUCUAACUUGACGCAACUCACUAUCUUGGCUCUUGGUGAAAAUCACUUCACAGGUUCAGUUCCUUCAUUUGGAAGUCUUUUGAAACUCGAUGUUUUGGAACUUACUGGUAACAGAUUUGAGAAAGGACGCUUUCCCAAUUGGCUUGGAAAGCUGACUAAACUUAGUGAACUCUAUCUGUCUGAUACGAACACAAACAGUACUGAAAUCCCACUCUUUCUUGCCAACCUAACCAAACUUAAUGUGUUAAUUAUGGAGGAAAAUUCUCUUAUUGGCCGUUUACCAUCCUGGUUGUUCAACCUCACCCAACUAACAUAUUUAAAUCUUCUGAUGAAUCAAUUGCAAGGACCAAUUCCAAACACAUUUUCCAGCCUCAAAAGUCUUGAGUAUCUUAACCUAGGGUCAAACAAUUUCAGUGGUAGGGUAGAGCUCGACAUGUUCCUAGGACUCAACAAACUUCAAACAUUAGGCUUAGGUUAUAACAGGAUAUCAUUAGUAACCACCAACAACUACACCAAUACCACUUUACCAGAAUUGCAUAAGUUAGGACUAUCAUCAUGCAACUUGAAGGAAUUUCCUGCCUUUUUGCACUUCCAAAAUAAAUUGAGAUUCCUACUUCUUGACGUCAACAAAAUUGAUGGGCUGGUACCGGUGUGGAUCUGGAACAACAGCCGGGAAACAUUAGAGCUGAUUAACCUUUCACACAACUCCAUCACUGGCUUUGAUCAGCAACCUCAUUUUCUCCCAUGGAGAAUUUUAGAAGUAUUUUUUAUUGCCAACAAUCAGCUACGAGGACAACUACCAAUUCCACCACAAUCCACAGUUGAUUAUCUAGUCUCACAUAAUAAUCUGACAGGAGAAAUACCACCAUCGAUAUGUGAAUUGAAAUCUCUUCAAUACUUAGAUUUAUCUUUUAACAACAUGAGCGGAACACUUCCUUCAUGUUUGGGCAUCUUAAGCAAUUCAUUUACGAGUCAGCUGCCAAGAUCAUUGAGACAUUGUACCAAUUUAGAGUUUCUUUCUCUUGGAGAUAACUCUUUUCAUGACGUCUUUCCUUCUUGGCUGGGAACUCUAUCCAACCUUCAGGUUUUGGUUCUGCGGUCCAACAAAUUUUAUGGUUCAAUUCAAGGUUCCUCACAGUUCCCUAAGUUGCGGAUCAUAGACCUCUCUAACAACAAUUUCAGUGGUCAGUUGCACCAAAACCACUUCCAAACAUGGCAUGCCAUGAGCUCCAACCAUCUUGGUGUUUCAUCUGUUAUGGAAUCAAAUAUAUCCUCUAAAAAUGUCAAUACACAUUGGCCUUACACCGUGACAUUAACACACAAAGGUGUCAGAACAGAGUACGAUCAGAUUUUAACCAUAGUUAUGUCCAUUGAUCUCUCUUGUAACCAUUUUGAAGGAGAAAUCCCAGCAUCACUCCAACAUCUUCAAGGGCUUCAAUCGCUCAAUCUUUCCAACAAUCAUUUUACUGGACGUAUCUUGCCAUCUUUAGGGAACCUAACAAAUCUUGAAGCUUUGGAUCUCUCUCGAAACGAACUAUCCGGGGAAAUUCCUCAAAAGUUGGUGCAACUCGGCUUCCUUUCCAUCUUCAAUGUGUCAUUCAACCAUCUUCAGGGGCGUAUCCCACAAGGAAAACAGUUUGAUACAUUCGAUAACAGCUCUUACAUAGGGAAUCCCCGACUGUAUGGACGACCUUUAUCCAAGGAAGGUCAAGAUUUAAAGGUUCCAGGAGUUCAACCAACAAGCAAUGUGUCCGAGUCUCUCUUCCCGAGUGAAAGAAUUGAUUGGAUCUUUGUAUUCUGUGGAGUUGGAAGCGGUCUGGUUGUUGGGGUUGUUAUUGGAAACUUUCUAUAUGAAAGGUAUAGUUAUCGGUUCACAAAGAGGAAGGACAGAUGGGUAAGGCCACUUCGUAACACGAGGAGAAACUAA